This is a messenger RNA of Polistes dominula (European paper wasp), 2367 nucleotides long. RefSeq names its product cleavage and polyadenylation specificity factor 73 (gene Cpsf73). Gene Ontology annotation, molecular function: RNA binding; 5'-3' RNA exonuclease activity; RNA endonuclease activity. Gene Ontology annotation, biological process: mRNA 3'-end processing by stem-loop binding and cleavage. Gene Ontology annotation, cellular component: mRNA cleavage and polyadenylation specificity factor complex. Lineage: Eukaryota; Metazoa; Arthropoda; Insecta; Hymenoptera; Vespidae. The record is from RefSeq and is a predicted model, not a curated record.
UCUUUUCAAAUAAAAUUCAAAUCUACUGCCAUUACAAAAUUUGACUCUUGUGGUAAUGGCGCGAAAAUCAAUUUCAAAAUAGUGACAUACUAACCAGCAAGUUUCCAAUCUAUUAGGUUAGGCUAAUAAUGGUCAUUGUUAGACCUAACCUAAAAUGCUUGUAUCAUCUUAAAGAAAUGCUUUUCUACUUUUUUUUUUAUAAAUAAUUAAAAUAUUAUAAAUUAAACGAUAAAAAUAAUUUUUAAAAAAUGACAACAAAAAGGAAACCUGAUACACAAGUACCGGCAGAGGAAAGUGAUUUACUUUCAAUUCGGCCACUUGGUGCUGGCCAAGAGGUUGGGAGAUCAUGUAUUAUGUUGGAAUUUAAAGGGAAAAAAAUAAUGUUGGAUUGUGGUAUACAUCCAGGAUUAUCAGGUAUGGACGCUCUACCAUUUGUAGAUUUAGUAGAAGCAGAUGAAAUAGAUCUAUUAUUGAUCUCCCAUUUUCAUUUGGAUCAUUGCGGUGCAUUACCAUGGUUUUUACAAAAAACAAGUUUUAAGGGACGUUGCUUCAUGACACAUGCAACUAAAGCGAUUUAUCGUUGGCUUUUAUCUGACUAUAUCAAAGUUAGUAACAUUGCUACUGAACAAAUGUUGUACACCGAAUCUGAUUUAGAAACUAGUAUGGAUAAAAUAGAAACUAUUAAUUUUCAUGAAGAAAAAGAUGUCUUUGGUAUAAAGUUUUGGGCAUACAAUGCUGGACACGUAUUAGGAGCUGCUAUGUUUAUGAUUGAAAUAGCUGGUGUCAAAAUUUUAUAUACUGGAGAUUUUAGUCGUCAAGAGGACAGGCAUUUAAUGGCUGCAGAAAUACCAAACAUUCAUCCAGAUGUAUUGAUAACUGAGUCUACCUAUGGAACACAUAUUCAUGAGAAGAGAGAAGACAGAGAAGGAAGAUUUACUAAUCUAGUUCAUGAAAUAGUCAAUCGUGGUGGUAGAUGUUUAAUACCAGUCUUUGCAUUAGGAAGAGCACAAGAACUUCUUCUUAUUUUGGAUGAAUAUUGGAGUCAACAUCCUGAAUUACAUGAAAUUCCAAUUUAUUAUGCAUCUUCUUUGGCCAAAAAAUGUAUGGCUGUUUAUCAAACAUACGUUAAUGCAAUGAACGAUAAAAUUAGACGACAGAUUGCCAUCAAUAAUCCUUUUGUAUUCAAACACAUUUCUAAUUUAAAGGGUAUCGACCAUUUUGAAGAUAUUGGACCAUGCGUAGUUAUGGCAUCUCCUGGUAUGAUGCAAAGUGGUUUGUCAAGAGAAUUAUUUGAAUCUUGGUGUAUUGAUGCUAAAAAUGGUGUUAUAAUAGCUGGUUAUUGUGUAGAGGGUACACUAGCUAAAACUAUUUUAUCAGAACCAGAAGAAAUUACAACAAUGUCUGGACAAAAAUUACAAUUAAAAAUGUCUGUAGAUUACAUAUCAUUUUCUGCUCAUACAGAUUAUCAACAAACAUCAGAAUUUAUAAGAAUUUUAAAACCACCACAUGUAGUACUUGUACAUGGUGAACAGAAUGAAAUGGGAAGAUUAAAGGCUGCUUUGCAACGAGAAUAUGAAGAUGAUCCAAACACUACUAUGGAAAUUCAUAAUCCUAGAAAUACAGUUGCAGUAGAGUUAUAUUUCAGAGGAGAAAAAACUGCUAAAGUUAUGGGAACGUUGGCAAUGGAAACACCUAAUCCAGGACAAAAAUUAUCCGGUGUUUUGGUCAAACGUAAUUUUAAUUAUCAUAUGUUAGCUCCUUGUGAUUUAUCAAAGUAUACAGAUAUGAGUAUGAGUCAAGUUAUCCAAAGACAAAGUGUUUAUUUCUCAUCUUCGUUACCUGUAUUAAAACAUCUCUUAACACAAAUAGCUGGUACUUUGGAAGUCAUAGAUGAUAAAAAAUUAAGGGUCUUUAAAAACAUUGAUGUAACCAUUGAUGGGAAAAUUGUUACAAUGGAAUGGGUAGCAACACCAGUUAAUGACAUGUAUGCUGACUCUGUUUUGACUGCAAUAUUGCAAGCUGAGAUGAUGGAACAACCUCCUAAAAUGUUACCUGCACCAACUAAAAUGGAUAGGAUGCAUUUCAAAGAAUGUCUUAUUGAAAUGUUACAGGAAAUGUUUGGUGAAGACUCUGUUCCUAAAAUUUUCAAAGGAGAAAAGUUAUAUGUAACUGUUGAUGGUAAAAAAGCCCAUAUAGAUUUACUAAAUUUAGAAGUUACCAGCAAAGAUGAUGAAACUUUUCAACAAAUAGUACAAACAGCUGUAAUGAAGUUACAUCAAUCGUUAGCACCACCAUGCGAUACGAUAUAAUUAAAAUUACGUUUGAGAUAUUUUUAUAUUCUCUGUCAUCACAGCAAAUAUAUUUUAU